AUGUUUCGUCAAUGUGGAGCUGUCCGUGAACUUCUUGUCGCAGUGGCUACACUGAUAUGGCCGUUCGUUGGUGUGCGUCCUGAUCGAGCAGAGCCAGCGUCAGCUAUACGCAAAAGGCAGAACGAGAUGCUUGCUGAUGAAUACGUGGUACGAGGCGUGGAACACAUGCGAUCUGGUAAUCGUGAAGCGGCCAUCGUUGUGCUCAAUCAAGCAUUGGAUAUCAACCCGCAUUGCGUCGAAGCGCUAGUGGCAAGAGGCGCAGCGUGA
Cooperia oncophora is the source of this 267-nucleotide messenger RNA. The record is from the annotation of a GenBank genome assembly. NCBI's taxonomy places the organism in Eukaryota, Metazoa, Nematoda, Chromadorea, Rhabditida, Trichostrongylidae.